CGGGUCCCAACAGCUAUGCUCUUACUCAAAUCCAUCCGAUAACAUCAGGAUCGGUCGAUCGUGCCCCCCGAAGGGGUCCGACCUACGUUCACUUUCAUUACGCGUACGGGUUUUACACCCAAACACUCGCAUAGACGUUAGACUCCUUGGUCCAUGUUUCAAGACGGGCGGUAUUGCGCCGUUGUGCCAGCAUCCGAGACAGAAGCCGCAGUCCUCGGUCCCCGCACGCGGUAUCUGGCGCCGGCUAUAACACUCCGAAGAGCCACUUUCCGGCACCCAUUCUCCCGCAGCAAGAACCGAUGCUGGCCCAGAGAGCCCAAUACCCUUCCUUUCAACAAUUUCACGUG
Messenger RNA from Pichia membranifaciens NRRL Y-2026, 347 nucleotides. RefSeq lists its product as hypothetical. The annotation marks the transcript as partial. The transcript is spliced from 2 exons. The record is from RefSeq and is a predicted model, not a curated record. Lineage: Eukaryota; Fungi; Ascomycota; Pichiomycetes; Pichiales; Pichiaceae.